Messenger RNA from Cynoglossus semilaevis (tongue sole), 1934 nucleotides. RefSeq names its product CUB domain containing protein 2 (gene cdcp2). The record is from RefSeq and is a predicted model, not a curated record. NCBI's taxonomy places the organism in Eukaryota, Metazoa, Chordata, Actinopteri, Pleuronectiformes, Cynoglossidae. The transcript has 6 exons. The coding region runs from base 312 to 1907 and encodes 531 amino acids.
GUGUGUUUGUGAUCGCAAUUAAAAAUGCAUAGCCUCUCUCCAAACAGUGUCCUGACAAGCCUCUUGUGGUUAUUGGGUAUCAGUCAUUAAAAAUUAGUGAAGAGAGAGAGAAAGAGAGAGAGAGAGGGCAAAGCGUGGCCCAGGUGGGUGUCAGGUUCCUGAUUCCGGCUGUGAAUGAAUUUUUCAGAGUCCCAUUACUUCUCCAGACACCAGUGCUGAUGUCUUCACGCAGUAAAGGCUGACGCUGCCAUUGUCUGUCUCUGCUGUUAUGGUAGCUGAGGUGUGACAAAUGCCAAAUCAACACUAAAAACAUGAGUCUGAAGGUGGCCGUGUUGAUUAAUUUACUCCUAGCUGUUGACCAGGCGGAUUCUAUGAAAGGUGUCAAAUGUGGAGGAAUCCUGAGCGCUCCAUCUGGCAAUAUCUCCACUCCAAACUUCCCAGGCCUGUAUCCCUACAACACCAAGUGCUCGUGGCUGAUUGUUGUGGCCGAGGGCUCCUCCAUCCUACUCACCUUUAACUUCUUUGAGCUGGAGUUCCACGGCAACUGUGCGUACGACUACAUCAAGAUCUACAAUGGCAUGGCGAGGGACGAAGGAAACCUCCUGGGGACGUUUUGUGGGGACAUCUCGCCUCCGCAGUUCACCUCCUCCUGGAACGUCAUGUCCAUAAUCUUCCACUCAGACCGCCACGUGGCCUUCAGAGGCUUCAACCUCAGCUACAGAAAAGAUAUGUGUGGUGGGGUUCUUAAAGGCCUGUCUGGGGUCAUCUCCAGUCCAGGAUACCCUCAGGAGUACAGCAACAACGCCGACUGCUCCUGGACGAUUCACGUGUCCAACACCAGCGUCGUCAGUCUAGUCUUCAUAGACUUCCAGCUGGAAAACAACGAAGGAUGCAACUUUGAUUUUGUCGCCCUUUUCGAUGGACCGACAGUCACCCAUCGCCACCUUGGCAACUACUGCGGGGCAGACAGACCACCCAACAUUGUCACCACCUCCAACCAACUACUGGUGGUCUUUAAGUCUGACUUCAACAUUGGGGGACGAGGCUUUAAGGCGCACUAUUACUCAGGUGAAUGCCAACAGGGCCUGUCAGCUGUGAGCGGCAACUUCACCAGUCCUCAUUUCCCCAGCAUUUAUCCAAACAACAUCAACUGCCACUGGAGCAUCACUCUUGCAGCAGGAUACCGUAUCAAACUCUUCUUCCCAGUGAUGGACUUGGAGGACCGUGACCGCCUGUCAGAGGAAUGCGACUAUGACUCUGUGUCGGUUUACGACGGCGCCAGUCAGACCGACGCCCUGCUGGGGCGCUGGUGUGGCAGAGAGCAACCUUCCUCUCUCAUCUCAAAAGGCAACAAGCUGCUGGUGGUACUGAACACAGACAGGAAUGAAGCCCACAGAGGGUUUGCUGCAUCCUAUCUUGGAGUGGUACCUGUAAAUGUCAGCUGCACAAGAUCAGAAUUCACCAUCCUGAUCCCCCAGCAGUCUCUACCCCAGCUGGACCGUGAGAACAUCUACCUGGGAAACCCAUCGUGUACAGCCCAGUUAACAGCCACCUCCUACAAAAUACUGGCUCAGUUCGUCAACUGUGGAACUGCCAGUCAGAAACAUCGCAACAUCACAAUGCUGGUGAACAAACUCUACAUUGACUUCUCGGACGGGAAGCAGCAGAACAUUCAGGAAUACAAGGUGCAAUGUGACGCCCUGAGGAAAAUAGCAUCGGUGUCCAUUGUCUCUGCUGAGGAACGUCGCCAGGAAAAAAAGACCCAACAAAUCGACAAUGACGCCGGCGGACAUGUAGGGGAGCAUAGAGCCGAGCCUCACGAUUUGAGUGACAUCGUCUUCAUUAGCAUUUGUGUUCUGGCUGUCAUUCUCAUGGUGAUCGCCAUUGUGUGGCUCGUGUUGCUAUAGUAAAGGAAAGGGUCCACAGAAAAGGGU